Synchiropus splendidus (mandarinfish) is the source of this 995-nucleotide messenger RNA. It is a transcript of the gene glod5, whose product is annotated as glyoxalase domain containing 5. The coding region runs from base 56 to 658 and encodes 200 amino acids. The record is from RefSeq and is a predicted model, not a curated record. The transcript has 3 exons. Lineage: Eukaryota; Metazoa; Chordata; Actinopteri; Syngnathiformes; Callionymidae.
GAACAGUAACAGCGCGACUCACCUCAAACACGGAAGUGGCCGCCUCAGUGUCGCUAUGGCGCUGCUGCAGGGCGCUCGGAGUCGACUGGGGCUGUUGAGGCCGAACUUCCUGACGUCGCGAGGGUUUGUACGGUUCAAGAAAACAUGUCCCGUUCAAGUGAGCCACUUGGACCACCUGGUUCUGACGGUGAAAAGUGUCCCGGACACCAUCAAGUUCUACACGACAGCGCUCGGGAUGCAAGAGAUCACUUUCAAGGUAGGUCCGCCGCGCUCGAAGGCGUCUACUGAGCUUUCACCAGCAGAGGGCGAUAUUGUGCAGCACACCCCUUGCCUCCUCCUCCUCCUCCUCCUCCUCCAUCAGGGCGACCGCAAGGCUUUGGGUUUCGGGGUCCACAAAUUCAACCUCCAUCAGCUGGGAAGGGAGUUUGAGCCCAAGGCAAAACACCCCACAUCAGGUUCCAUGGACCUGUGCCUCAUCACCAAGACGCCUCUGGCUGAAGUGGCUGCACAUCUGCAGGUACACGUCUGUGGAGUGGAGAUCGAGGAGGGUCCGGUGCAGAGGAGCGGAUCUGUGGGACCCAUCACCUCCCUGUACUUCAGAGAUCCAGAUGGGAACCUCAUCGAAGUGUCCAACUAUGACACACCCAGCUCAGAAUGAGCGCUGGAUUAGUUUGUUUAUAGUUGGUUGACUCCUGGCAUUUUGACUGAGAGCAGAGAAUUCUUGUUUACAGAUCCUCUUUAGAGAUGUCUAUUGUUAAAUGUUUGGCUGAUAGAACAACCCUCAGGGUAUUCGCUACUUCAUUUGGUUUUUAAAAUUUUUAUAAAUAGUAAAAUAGUAUUUUUAGAUGUAUGUAAUACAUGUAAUUACUGUGACAUAAGAAUGACCUCUGACCACAUGACUAGUCGUGGACUGUAGUUGUAAAUAGUGAGUCAGAUUUUUGAUAAAUAUUGAUUGCAAACCAGCUACAAUGAUGGGUGCAUGCAUACUGUACGGG